UAUUAUUUUUUUUCACACUAGAUUUGGUAUAGGUUCUAACUUCUAGGUAGUCGAAAACCUAAAUAUUGUAAAGUUCGUAUUUCGUUGAGUAUUUUCAGUAGUUUAGUACCACGAUAAUAUUGUUAUACUUGUGCUCCGACAAUAUUGCCAUCCGUCGUAUCCGAUUCAACUCUGUCUGCAGUGUUAAAUAUUUAUAUAUAAAUAAUAGUAAUAAUAAUGAAUAAUGUCAUCUCAGUGCGCGUCGUCUACUCUGUGCACCGUCGUCCAGUCCAGAACCAUGACAGCUCGAUUGGGUGCAGUUUUUUAAUUUAAUAGAUUUAAUCUAUAUGUAAUAGAAGAAAAACUACUUAAAAUGAUUAAGAAGUGAGUACCAUAAAGAACCCGAAUGAACAAUGGGUUCGACACAAGGGGAGAUUAGAGUUGGGCCAUCUCAUCAGGCUAGAUUACCAGAUUUUCGAACAGCUGUUAACAAUUUGAAUGGAAUAGUUGGAGAGGAUAGAGAAGAAGCUCGUUGGGUAUCAGGCACAGUGAGAGAUCGUGAUUUAUUAGUUUAUUUACGCGCAGCUCGUUCCAUGGCUGCAUAUGCUGGUAUGUGUGAUGGGGGAUCAGCGGAUGAAGGUUGUAUUGCCGCAUCACGCGAUGAUACAACAAUCAAUGCUUUUCAUAUUCUACAUGAUUCUGGUUAUGAUCCAGGAAAAGCAUUACAGGCUCUAGUUAAGUGUCCAAUGCCUAAAGGAAUUGAUAAAAAGUGGUCCGAAGAGGAAACGAAAAAAUUUGUAAAAGGAUUGAGGCAAUAUGGGAAAAAUUUCCAUAGAAUCAGAAAAGAUUUACUACCCCACAAAGAUACUCCGGAAUUAGUGGAGUAUUAUUAUUUAUGGAAAAAAACGCCAGGUGCAAACAAUAAUAGGCCACACAGAAGAAGACGACAAGGAUCAUUAAGAAGAAUCAGAACUACUAGAGCUACUAGACCAUCAAGUGCUCAAAAGGAUGAAUCUAGUWCAGGUUCUCGACCUUCUCCUAUUUCAAAAGAACCUGGUGAUGGAAGUUCUGGUGUAAGUGAAGAUGAUGGUGGUAAUACUGAAGAUGAUUCUGACUCUAGGGAUAAUACUACAUUAUUUCGAUGCCAUCAUUGUUUUGCCACAAGUACUAGAGAUUGGCAAAAUGCAGCUAUUGGGCCAAAACAAGGAAAUUUAUUGUGUUUUGAAUGUCGAAGUUAUAAUAAAAAAUAUGGUGAAUUACCACCUACACCUCAAUCACCCGCUGAGUGUCCUAGCCCAACUACUUCUGAUGUUACUGUUACUGCUGAAUCACCUAGUAGAAUGCGUACUCGCAAUAAAUCAAAAGAAACGCCUACUAAAAGCAUUCAAAGUAGAUCAAAACGUAGCAGAGCAAAUACACCAGAAAUUAGUCAAGAUAAUGAAAAAAAAGAAAUGUCAGUAGCUUCUCCUUCAGCUGAUAAAUCUAAAUCUAAGGGAAAUUUGAAUGAUACACCAAAAAAACGAUCGUUAGAUACUGAUGGCGAAGAAGAAAGUCCGUUGAAACGUGAAUCAAAUAAUUCUGAAAGCACUAGUUCAGAUGGAUAUUCUGGUAAUGAUGAUGAAACUCAAAUUGCCACCGUAGCAUUAAGUGAAUCUAUAAAUCAAGAAACAGAAGUAUCUGAAAUUAUGCAAACAGAAACACAACCUGAAUCUGAAUUUCUCCCUGUUGUUAUUCCUAAAGAGGAACCUAUUCAAGAACAAAAUGCUGAAUCUCAAUCUGAUGAUAUGAUGAUGAUUUCAGCUGAUAAUAAUAGUAGUGAAAAUGUGUCAAUUAAAAAUGAAAACAAUGAUGAGCCUAUGAAUGUUGAUGUUCCAGAAGAAUCUCAACUGUCUAUAAAUUCAACUGAUGAAGCUGAAAAAGAAUCUGUAGAAAAAACAUCAUCAUACUCAUUGCAGAAUUCUCAGUUUGCCACUGAAAAUGUAACACCUUCAGAUACUGAUGUUGAAGUCAAAGAAGAAUUAACAACUACAACAACAACUACUUCMGAAGAGAUUUCUCAGGCUCGAGUUGAACAGCCUAUUCAAGAAGAAUGUAUGACUUCGCCAAUUGCUUUAACUUCAUAUUCACCUAGACGUUCAGAAGCAAUACAACCACCCACAUCCAACCCAUCUCAAAUACUUGUGCCUAAUUUUCAAAACACAUUUAAUGAUCAAGAGAGAAUUGGAGAUAAAUCAACUUUAAAUGUGCCUUCUGUUCCUACACCUGUGACACAAUCUUUUACCACUCCAUUUUAUCCAUAUAACAACAAUCAAAUUUCGGAUAAAAUACAUAUUCCCGUAUAUGAAACACAAUUAGAACCUCAAAAUUUAAAAAUAAAACAAGAAAUAUCAGAUCCAUUACAGUCAUUAAAAGAAGUCAAAGUUCCAGGUUACAAUGGUCCUGGUGCAGUUUCACAACCAUUACAAGCAACUAGCUCUGCAAUCACAGUUAAUACAGAUUUAGCCAAUAUGUCAGUUGAAACUAUUAAAAAGGAACCAGAAUUAAAAUCUCCAUUACAAGUCAAAACACAUACACAAACCUCAUCUGCACCAUUAUUUGCUCCCCCAUCAUCUAUUCCUCAACCCGUAAUGCAUCCUUCACAACAAAUGUCACAAAUAAGUCGAAUAUCUCCUGCAAGUGGGGUCCCACCCCAUCAUCCUUUUGCUGCUAUGCAUCCACACCAUCCUUUAUUACACCCACAUUCAUUGUUUGCUGCUGCUGCAGCUGCGCAUGCAGUUCUCCAUAAUCCUUAUCAUCCUCAUGCUCAUCCWGCAUAUGCAGGAUAUCCACCAUAUGGGUUCCCAUAUGCGCCUUAUCCUAUUCCACCACCAAGUAAGCGUGGUCCUGAWGAAACAACGACUAUGACAGCUCAUCAUCAUCAUUCAGUCAGUACCAGCAGCCGUUUAGAUGAAGAAAUUACUCAUCAUUCCAGCUCAACGUCAGUUCAACACCUUUCAAGUUCUACGGAUAAACAUACUUUAUCCCAUUCAACCACUUCAUCUUCUCAGUUGGUACAACAUAAGUUAAAAAGAGGAAACAGUCCUCAAUCAGGUUCAAGUCAUAUAUCUGCAACUUUAUCGCACACUACAUCUUCGUCAUUAUCUACUCAUGGUGGUGCUGGGAAUACAGGAAAUGGUAGUCAUACACAUCAUCAUCAGCAUACUCAUCACCAUCAACAUGCGUCAUCAUCUGUACAUGGAUCAAGUCGAAAUUUACCUCCUCAACCAAGUGCUAUUAAAGGAAUGCCACAUCACACACCAUUAUCUUUGGAAGCUCUAAGAGCUCAUACAGCAAUACAUGGAUAUAUGGGAGCAAUGGAGUUAGCAACAGGAAUGCCACCUGGAAUGGAAAUGAUAAAACCRGAUCAAAUGAUGAGUCAGAGUACUGAUGAUGGGAAUAAUGAAGAAGAGAGUUCACCAAGUCCAAAUUUACAUGUACCUCAUGGACCAUCUCCUGAACCUAAAAUUGAAGAUAGUGAAUGUCAUCGUAGUCAAAGUGCAAUAUUUUUGAGGCAUUGGAACAGAGGUGAUUAUAAUUCUUGUUGCCGUACUGAUUUAACAUUUAAACCAGUUCCUGAGUCCAAACUCAGUAGAAAGCGUGAAGAACGAACUAGGCGACAAGCUGAGAAGGAACGUGAUGAACGAGAUAAAUCUCAUUCACGGAAAAAUUCAAACAAUGACAAACAUAUGCAAGCUCCUAAUGAACAAAUAACUAAACCACCUUCACGAAGUAGCAUUGAAGCACUUCAAUCACCUUAUGAUAGGGUUAAUAGUUAUCAACACAGAGGUGCUCCAGCAAACACUCCAAUGUAUCCAGACACUCCUGCAUUACGACAGUUAAGUGAAUACGCAAGACCUCAUGCUGGUUUUUCACCAGUGUCAUUACAACGUUCAGCACCAGGAUUAGGUUUGCCACCACAUUGCAUUGAUCCAAUGUUACAUUAUCAAUUUAACAUGUAUCCACGUGACAGAUUUGAAUAUGAACAAAUGGAACGUGAAAAACGUGAAAGAGAAUUAAGAGAACUUCGUGAAAAAGAAUUGAAUGAUAGACUUAAGGAUGAAUUUUUGAAGUCUGGAUCAUCUGGUCCACCCAGAAUUGAUCCUCAUUGGAUUGAACUUCAACGUCGUUAUGGGGGAACACCUGGUAUACAUCCAUUUGGUUUGUAUACUUCACCUGGAGCUCCUAGUCAGCCUAGUACCCCCAGUAACAUGAACCCCUUAGAUAGAGAACGUAUGGAUAGACUUGCUGGUGGGCCAAAUGGAAAUUCAAAUCAAAAUAAUUCAGGUAGUGGUCCGCCUGGCCCAUCUGCUGAAGAAGCAAAUCGUCUAGCAUUAGCAACAGAUCCUAUGGUCAGAUUGCAGUUGGCUGGAAUUUCACCUGAAUAUCAUGCACAUACACAUGCACAUUCUCAUACUCAUCUACAUUUACAUCCAGGACAGCAAGCAGCUGCUGCUGCUGCGGCAGCUGCAGCUGCUGAUAACUCAGCUUCUUCUUCUUCACCUUCAGUAUACCCACUUGGUUCUUCUGGUGGUUAUCCUCGUCCAAACCUUUUACCCGGCCGCGAUCCUACAUUAGGACUUCAUCAUCCGAGUGAUGUCUUAGCCCGACCAUUUGCAGAUCAAGUAAGACCGUUUCCAGAUCAAGUUAGACCAUUUCCAGAUCAAGUCGCACAUGAACAUUUUCAAAGACAAAUGAUGAUGGAACGUGAACGUUUUCCACAUCCAGCUUUAAUGGCUCAUGAAGAAUUUAUAAGGCAACAACAACAAAGAGAGCGAGAAAUGAAAGUUCGUGCUCUUGAAGAAGCUGCACGAGGAAGGCAAUAACUUUUUCAAUGCUUUAAAGAAAAAUAUUACUUGAUACCAGAAGGGUAAUAAAUGUAAAUUAACUAAAUUAACAAUAUUAAUGGUAUU
Molecule: messenger RNA, 4928 nt
Organism: Diuraphis noxia (Russian wheat aphid)
Lineage: Eukaryota; Metazoa; Arthropoda; Insecta; Hemiptera; Aphididae
Gene: Gug
Product: arginine-glutamic acid dipeptide repeats grunge
Cellular component (GO): nucleus
Molecular function (GO): transcription corepressor activity
Source: RefSeq, a predicted model, not a curated record